AUAUUUGAUGCUAGAACUCCCKUGAUAGCCCUCUUAUCAAUGUUUUUAGCCUAGUUUAAAAUAUGAUCUUUGAACUCCAACAACCUCUUUUAUCAAAUAUUCUGUAGAGGUAAAGGUUAAAGAGCGUGRAGCUAUAAAUGAGGACCUACUUGUUGUUGCUUUCAUAUAUUGCUUGGAAAAGCUAGGAAAGAGCAGUUCUGUUUUUUCCUUCUUUCCUUUCUUGUCAAUAGCUUCAUGAGAGUUAUGUGGAGGUACCAGAUAAAUGCUGGCCUUGUUCUUCUUCUGUCUUUCUGGAGUCUGGCAGAAGCCGGGAAGCUCUUGGUUGUGCCUCAGGAUGGAAGUCACUGGCUGAGCAUGCGUGUGGUUGUGGAGAAACUCUGGGAAAGGGGACAUGAUAUCGUUGCUGUAAUUCCAGAAGCCUCUUUGCUUAUGAAAGGCUCAGAAAAUUUCACCAUCAAAACAUACUCGGUCCCUUACACGCAGGAAACUCUGGAUAGACAUUACCAUUCCAUUGGUAAAGAUUGCUUUCUUGAUCCUCCCCUUCUAGAAAAAAUCACAAUUAUACUCCAAAAUAUAUCGGAAGUAACCACCAUGUUCUCCGAUACCUGUCGGCAUCUUUUUCRUGAUGAAGAGCUAAUGAAAUACCUCCGGGAGAGCAACUUCGAUGCCAUUUUCAUGGAUCCUGUGUUGCCCUGCGGACCAAUCGUUGCYGAUUUUCUCUCUCUCCCUUCAGUCUACUUCCUGCGUGGUCUUCCCUGUGGCUUAGACUACAGCGCAGCCCAGUGUCCCAAUCCUUCUUCUUACGUGCCGAGAAUUUUCUCAUACAGCUCAGACCAUAUGACGUUUACAGAGCGUGUGAAGAACUUCCUGCUUGGUUUUCUAGAGCAUAUAMUUUGCUAUCUGUUCUAUUACAAAUAUGAGAACUUAGCAUCUGAACUUCUUCAGAGAGACRUAACACUACUGGAGCUGUUUAGCACAGCAUCCAUCUGGCUCAUGAGAUAUGACUUCAUUUUUGAGUAUCCACGUCCAAUAAUGCCAAAUAUGUUCUAUGUUGGAGGCAUCAACUGUAUGCAGAAGCAGCAGYUAUCAAAGGAAUUCGAAGCCAUCGUGAAUGCCUCUGGAGAACAUGGCAUUGUGGUCUUCUCUCUGGGCUCCAUGGUCUCCGAGAUCCCAAUGAAGAAAGCCAUAGAAAUUACAAAAGCCUUGGGAACAGUCCCUCAGACGGUUCUCUGGCGUUACACAGGAGAGGUGCCCCCCAACCUGCCCAAGAAYGUAAAGUUAGUCAAAUGGCUGCCACAGAAUGAUCUUCUAGCUCACCCCAAGACUCGGGCCUUCAUCACCCACGGAGGAUCACACGGCAUUUACGAGGGCAUAUGCAAUGCAGUGCCAAUGGUACUGAUGCCUUUAUUUGGAGACCAGAUGGACAACGCCAAGAGAAUUGAGACACGGGGAGCAGGAGUGACACUGAAUAUACUUGAAAUGACUUCAAAGGACAUAUCCGAUGCCCUGCAUGCAGUUAUUAAUGACAAAAAGUACAAAGAGAACAUCAAGCGUCUCUCAGACCUUCACCUCGACAGACCCAUCCACCCUCUGGAUCUGGCCGUGUACUGGGUGGAGUUUGUGAUGAGGCACAAAGGGGCACCGCACUUGAGACCUGCAGCUCAUGAGCUCAACUGGAUCCAGUAUCAUUCCCUGGAUGUCAUUGCCUUCCUCCUGGCCGUAGUGCUUCUCUCCUUAUUCAUUUCUCUCAAGUGCUGCCUCUUCUGCUGCCGAAGGUGCUUCCGUAAGAAAGGAAAGACCAGCAGCAGAUCAACUAAAUCCAAAACUCACUAGCAGAUGAAACUAGUGGUAGAAGAUAAGGCCUCUGCUCCGAUAUGCAAGGACCACAGAACACCUCAAAUCUCACCAACCUAAUUGCUGGGUUUCAGUCAAGAAAUUAUAGCAUUUCCAUUAAAGCAGUGCCAUGGGGGAGGUUAUUUCACUUUUUAUAAUCUUUAUCUUUAAUUAAGAUUCUGUUGUUAAAAGUAAUUUGUGUAGCAAUACUUCAGUCACUUGGGAAGGUAUCUGUGUGAACCGGGACUCCCAACUUCCACUUCUUGGUGUCCUGAGGACUCAAGAUAUCAUUUUUCUUUUUUUUUAAUACCUCCUAUGUGCAGGGGAGAUAAACAGGGAUUUUGUAAGACUUUGCUCUAGUGGUUUUAGUAGAAACAUUUGCUCUAGCACAAGAGUGUCAGGUUUACCAAGCACUUUCCAAACUUUGCAGAGCAGCUGCUAUAGAAGAGACAAAUGUUAUUAACUGACAGUAUGUGUCACAUAAGACAAGCUAGAUGCACAGCUUAAUUUUUUGYGCAUGUUUACAAUACCCUGAACUCAGUCUGAAGUUUUCAGUGCAGAAGUUGUUGUAAAGCUCCUGCUGUUUCACUCAGGUUCCCCCUGAGGCAGAGGCCUGUAUCUGGAGCCAGCCUGUUGUUAGGUGAUGGCAAUCUUUGUAAGCAAUGUUUUAAAAUCCUACUGAUUUACUCUUUGUACACUACGUUCUGUUAAAGAACC
Nothoprocta perdicaria is the source of this 2550-nucleotide messenger RNA. RefSeq names its product UDP-glucuronosyltransferase 1-1-like. NCBI's taxonomy places the organism in Eukaryota, Metazoa, Chordata, Aves, Tinamiformes, Tinamidae. Gene Ontology annotation, molecular function: UDP-glycosyltransferase activity. The transcript is spliced from 5 exons. The coding region runs from base 235 to 1833 and encodes 532 amino acids. The record is from RefSeq and is a predicted model, not a curated record.